Molecule: messenger RNA, 1725 nt
Organism: Zophobas morio
Lineage: Eukaryota; Metazoa; Arthropoda; Insecta; Coleoptera; Tenebrionidae
Product: toll-like receptor 6
Exons: 6
Coding region: 1-1725 (574 amino acids)
Cellular component (GO): plasma membrane
Molecular function (GO): protein binding
Source: RefSeq, a predicted model, not a curated record
AUGGUACUAAUUUCACAAAGUCACCAAUUAUGCAAAGUUCGCCGUUUACCAUUAUACAACCAGCACUCCAUCUAUGUUGAACUCGACAAGACGGAAUCUUUUGGUGAAAGAUAUUUAGUCGAAUGCGCAAACAUAUCGCAUUUGAAUAUUACAGGUUCUCACAUUCCCACUAUUCCUCCACAAGCGUGUAACAACUUCUCAAGACUAAUUAAAGAACUGCACCUGGACCACAAUGAAGUAGAUGAAAUGAAGAGCCAAAUUUUCAACCAACUGUAUCUACCAGAAGUUUUAAAUUUAGGUAACAAUAGAAUUGUAACAGUAGAUAAAGCUGCAUUUUUAGGUGUUGCCAAACUGGAAGUGCUAAACUUAAGAAACAACCAGAUUACAACAUUAGAGGAAGAACUUCUAGUAGAACAACUACACUUAAAAGAACUAGAUCUAUCUGGAAAUCCUAUUGCAAAUACUAGUGAUGAUAUCUUACCCACUUCUUUGAAAAAAUUAUACCUAAACGAAACUUAUCUAUCUGAAAUCAGUUUCAACAUUUCAUACCUAACACUCAACACACUAAAUAUGAAACGGAAUCAGUUUUCUAAAAUUGAUUGUGCCUUUCUUCCCUCCAUGAACGAGUUAGAUCUGUGUGACAAUAAAAUUUCCACUAUAAUUAAUCUCAAAUUACUUAGAGCUUCACAGUUAAAUUUAAAUAACAACGACAUUCGAGGAUUAUCAGGACUCCUUUCGUUGAACCUCGACAACAAUAAUAUCACUGAUGUGGAAGCAGGAUUGUUUAAAGAUUUAGAUUCACUGAAUAAACUUAAUUUGUCUCACAAUAGUAUUGAACAAAUUAAAUUUGGGACAAUUGAUUAUUUACCAUAUCUGCUGUUUUUAGAUUUAUCGUAUAACAAACUGAUAUCCCUGCACCCAAAUACUUUACGUUUGUUAUCAAAUCUUAGGGAACUGUAUUUUGAUAACAACCAGAUUUCAAAUAAAGCAUCACUUUCGGGUGUUGACAACUUGGAAGUGCUAAACUUAAGAAACAACCAGAUUACUAGAAUAGAGGAAGAAAGUUUUGUGGAACAACUACGUUUAAAGGAACUAGAUCUAUUUGGAAAUCCCAUUACAUACAUUGCUAUCUUUAACCUGAAAUUUCUUCGAGCCGUAAAUGUAUAUUUGAGUAACAACCUCCGUGUAAUAGAUGGAGUAUUUCCUACCACAAUUGAGCGUACCAGUAUUAAUGACAACAAGUUAGAAACGUUAGAACCGUCAUUUAACAAAUCCAAAACACUCACCGAUUUAGAUGUCAGUAGCAAUAAAAUUUCAACAAUAAAUAAAAUCGCUUUCGAGGGUUUAUCAAAACUCUAUUCGUUGAAACUCAACAACAAUAACAUCACUAGCCUUGAGGCAGUAUGGUUUAAAGAUUUAAAAUCUUUGAAUCAGUUUAAUUUGUCUCACAACAAUAUUGAACAAAUUGAAUUUGGGACAUUUGAUUCUUUGAGAGAUUUGUCAAUUUUAGAUGUAUCGUACAACAAGUUAACAUCCCUGCAUUUGGAUACUUCACAUUUGUUAGCGGAACUUUGGAAACUGUAUUUUGACAAUAACCAAAUUUCGAAUUUGGAUAUAGAUGCAAUGAUGUCGCUUAAGCACCUUCACCCCAUUUCUUUAGACAAUAAUUCUUUUUCUUGUCAAGAUUUAGUCAAUAUUGAUUGUCACGCACUCGUUUCGGAUUAA